GCGCGGCCGGGGCGGAAGCGGCGGCGGGCGGAAGUGCCGGCGGCGGCGGCGGCCCGGGGCGGGUGGUGGGAGCGGGGCUGCCUGCCGGGACCCCCCGGGACUCAGCGCGACUCGCGCCGCCGGGAGCCGCGCCGCCGCCACCGCCUGCCCGGGCAGGCGCCGGUGCGCCGUUAGCCCGCGGCGGUUGCCUGGGGCCCUCGGCGAGGUAACGGCGCUGCUGCCGUGCGGAUGCGGCCUGGGGCGGGGCAGGCCCGGGCAGCAAGAUUUGGCAUAACAGCACUACAGAAAGAAAAUGACCCACUGGUUUCAUCGCAACCCGUUGAAGGCCACAGCUCCUGUUUCCUUCAAUUUUUAUGGGGUAGCUACCACUCCUGGUGCAACAAAGAUUUGCAAUGAUUUAAGAUUAUCUCGAACACGACUGUUGGAGCUGUUUACUGACUUGAGUUGUAAUCCAGAAAUGAUGAAGAAUGCAACUGACUUGUACUUCUCACUCUUGCAAGGUUUUAUUACUUCACUGGAUGACUCUUCCCAAGAAUGUAAGUUGCGAUAUAUUCAGAAUUUCAAAUGGACAGACACAUUACAAGGACAAGUUCCAAGUUCCCAGCAGGAUGCAGUGUUUGAACUGGUUUCCAUGGGAUUUAAUGUAGCUCUGUGGUACACAAAAUAUGCAUCAAGACUCGCUGGAAAAGAAGAUAUAACAGAAGAUGAAGCAAAAGAUGUUCACAGAAGCCUGAAGAUAGCAGCUGGGAUUUUUAAACAUUUGAAGGAAAGUCAUAUUCCAAAAUUGAUUACACCUGUAGAAAAGGGAAGAGAUUUAGAAGCUCGACUUAUAGACUCUUACAUCAUACAGUGCCAAGCUGAAGCUCAAGAAGUGACAAUUGCCCGGGCUAUUGAGUUGAAACAUAAUCCAGGUUUAAUAGCUGCUCUUGCUUACGAAACAGCUAACUUCUACCAAAAAGCUGAUCAAACAUUAUCCAGUUUGGAUCCAACCUAUGUAGGUAAAUGGAGAAAGUAUUUAAACUUGAAGACCUGUUUCUAUAUGGCCUAUGCAUAUUGUUACCAUGGUCAGACUUUGCUGACUGGUGAUAAGUGUGGGGAAGCAAUCAGAUCUCUGCAGGAAUCAGAAAAAUUUUUUGCCAAGGCUGAAGCAUUAUGCAAAGAAUAUGGAGAAACCAAAGGGCCUGGGACUACAGCCAAACCUUCUGGACAUCUCUUCUUUAGGAAAUUAGGAAGUUUGAUUAAGAACACUCUAGAAAAAUGCCAGAGAGAGAAUGGAUUCAUUUAUUUUCAAAAGGUGCCAGCAGACGCUCCCCAGCUGGAACUGAAAGCAAACUAUGGCUUAGUAGAGCCCGUUCCUUUUGAAUUUCCUGCCCUGAACGCACACUGGACUCCUGAAACACUUGCUGCAUUUGAUCUCACCAAGAGGCCAAAGGAUGAUACUGCUAAACCGAAACCAGAUGAAGAUGUAAAACCUCUGAAGGAACCAGAUAUAAAGCCUCAGAAAGACAGCGGCUGCCAGAUUUCUUAAGUGCCAUAAGUGCUUUGAAUUCCCUUUAAAACUAUAUUAAUUGGACUUUGGGGCUCUUAGUUCUGAUCCUCCUUUUUCUGAUUCUUCUUUUUAAAUUAGAAUACUAAUUUAAUUUGUUUUUAUUAGUAUGGAUCUAUCUUGCCUGAGAAUGUGGUGGAUUUCUAGAAGAAAUGUAUUUAUAUUUGACUUAUUUGUGGUUUUAGCGGGAUAUCAUAGAAUGAAUGGGCUUAAAUGUCCCUGUUGUGCCUCUAGAGAGUUUCUUUUUGUGGGUUUAGUUUCUACCCACAAAUAGCAAAGGAAGAAUCAUGACUGUAACAGUUGAGGAUUUUCCAUGAAAUUAUAUGCUAUAUAAUGUCAAAUUCUACAAACAGAUCUUAGCAUGAACAGUUGUAUUUGUUUAGGUUUGUCCCAAAGGCUUAACUCCCUGUCAUGUUCUGAUUCACUUAACUGCAGUGACUGAAGAAAAGCUGGAUUUGGUAUGUAGCAUUUGUAUAGUGUUUCACAGGACUUUCACAGAAUUUGGAAAACUUGGAGUUCUGCAUAAUUGGAGCACAGUUUAUAUUCUUCUAAAACUAUUGGACUCUGUUCUUUCCUUUAUAGAUUUGGGUUCCCGUAUCAGAGUUUACAAUAAGGUAUUUAAGCUAGACUGUCCUUAAAUCAAAAUCCUUUAUGUCAGAUUGCAUGUGAAAGUGAUGCAGCAAGUAAUGAGAAAGCUCUUAAAGGUAAUGCAUCAGUGUCAUUCAUUCAUAGUUCUUGAAUUCUGAAAGAUUUUAAAAGGUUAAGAGCUGCAGAUGGUUGAAAUCCCCUGGCGCUAGAAGAGCUCAAUUUGGAUGCAUGAAGUUGUCAUGCAUAAGAUAAUGGGGUUGUAAUUAAGAUGCUUUGUUUCCAUCUGGGUAGUGUCUGUGAGAAGCCAUCGGGAGAACAGGUAGGAAAGAUUAGCUGAAGAGCUAAUGACACAGUUGGGACAUCAAGCUCUAGAUUUCCUUUACACCAUAUGUAAACAGUGCUAUUUCCCAGCUUUCUCAGUAUCACACUGAAAUCGGCUCCAUAUGAAGAGAAUUUUCCAAAAGCCAAGUCCAGCGAAGACAGAGGAGGAAAGUACUCUGCAGAAUUUGCUUCUUCCGUAUCUUCCUACUGUGGAAAAUGUGAUAGUAUUCUUUAGUACUGAGCACUCCAAAACAUCCCUGUCAACAAAGGCUUUCUGAUUUAUUGCAAAUGUGAAAGAAUGAUAUCUGGUGUGUGUGUUGAAGUGAGAGCCUUGCAAUCUCCAGGUUGCAGUUGCUGUGUUUCAUUCUAUCUGAGAAAGAAACUGAACAGCCCGAAAAUGUUCCUGUUUAAACGAAGUUUGGUGAUAUAUGCACUUAGCACGACAGAUACCAUGGACGUAUUCCUUGCAUUGUACUGUUUGGUUCACUGUAGUCUAAUUCAGUGGUUCUGUGUUCGAAAUCUUUUGUGGGACUGGACCAGCUUACCAGGUGUGUAGCUCCUUGAAGGUCUGUGGAACAAAAACUACUGAGGGAGUUAAUAUGAACACAAGACUUUUCCUUGGAUAUUGGACCAAAGUACACAAUCAUUGCUGUAAAAGACAAAGAGAAUCUUAACGCUGACUGCCAUGGGUGAAUCAAAUGCAAAACUCACUCCAUCCAGUGAUGAAUCUUUCUUUCAACCAGUUCUGCACAUUAAAAACAAGUACAAAAUCCAGAGGAUCACCUUGGGAGAACAAGUUUCUGUUUUGAAGGAGCUUAUGUGGGUGGAGGAUAAUAAGUAUCUGGAGAGAUUUAUAUCAAAAAUAUGUCCAUUCCUUCCAACUGCACAGCAUACAGAAAGAGGUGACUGGGGUGUAUUUGAUGAAGAAUUACUCAGAUCUCUUCAUAACUUGAUCAGUUGACUUUUUAGGCUUCUUGCAUAGCUAAAAGACCCAGCUUAGGAUUUGCCAGAAUGGAGUGUGGAGCUACUCUGCCAAUGCAGAUAUUUUAAUACUCCUAAAAACUUACUACAGCUGUAGUCAUCUGCAUCUGCUUAGCCUGACCCCUUUAAGGAUCAAGACUCAAUUAGCUGGAUUUCGUAAUCAUGAUUUGUCAGUUGCUCAUUGUUUUUCAGAAGUCUGUCUGUCAGUGCUGACAGGUCUCAACCUACUUAAUGGUUCUUUCUAAACACACUAGAUUCCAUUUUCCUUUUUCCCCCUCACUUUCCCUCCCAUCUGCUACGCACUAUGGCACAGGCUCACCUUUGUUUGCUGAUGCGCAUGUGUGUGCUGGGACUCGUUUCCAGUGAGGCUUUUCACCAUGGGUGUAUUUCAGUGUAUGUAUAUCUUGAAAUAAAAAGAGCAAAUCUUGACUAAAUCAUUCCCCCAAAACAUCUUAGAAAAUAUUAUUUUAUGGAAUUGCAAUUUUUAAUUCUUUGGAUGCUUUCUCAGACCAAGUGGUUUGUUUGAAUCAAAUUCCCUGUAAAUAGCUUUGGGUAUAAGCAACUGGAUUGUGUCAGAUUAUGGCAUUACUUAAGCCUAGCUGUGUAACCUCUUAUGCCAUAGCUGUUUCAGUAAAUAUUAUGUAGUAGUUUAAAAAUAGCCUAAUGGAACAAAGUAAUUUACUUAUAUUGCUUUUCAAGACAAACUUUGUUUACUUGUAGUUUAAAAUCCUAUGGCAAACAUUGAACAGUUUUGCCCAAGAAUAAGGAACUUGAGAUUGUUUGCUUUGCCAAGCAAAUCUAUAGAUUGCUGUCAGUCAACAGGCAGUUUUUUCCCUUUGGUUUUGCGUGGAAGUGGUGAGAAUUAUUCUACAUAAUAUUUAGAUUAACUGUCCAGUAUCCUGAGAAAUAUAGGUGACUUGACUGGGAGUUUCAGUUAACCUGGAAACCUAGCAGCCACUUUCCUCCUAUUACAGUUUCCUGUAAUAAUUUUUUUAAAAAUGUAUUUUGGAUGCUGAUGUUUUUAAUAUUCUCAUGAUGCGAGAGCCCAUUUUUGUGGCCUCUCUCUGGGUUUAGAGGCUCUGAUGGCUAAAUGGCUAAACCUGCCAAUGUUGUUCAUAUAAUAAUGUCUUAAAAACUUGUGCUCAGUCUGAACUAGGACAAAACUGCUGCUGAAUAAAAUACUGAGCAUUGGGCCCUCUAUUUUUGUGCUUUUAAAAAUGCACUGAUCAUCUUAAUAUGCUAAAAAGCAAAUCAGUAAGCUCUCUGAGAAUUAUACUUUGAGACCUUUACACUUCCUUGAUGUUUCAUAUUCCUGGGUUUACAGUAGUUAAUCUCCAUCUGGCAUGUGACACUCCUAGAACCAAAGGACUGAAUUUAGCCCUUGGAUGCCAAUGGCUGCCUCCCGCUGGAUGCAGUAGGGAGUUUUGCCUGUCAGCCUAAGGAUAACGUUUGGUCACUUGAAUGUUCAGCAUGAAUAUGUGGUGUCUGUAAUGAUGGUAUUGGUUCAUAGUAUAAGCAAGAAAACAUACCUGUAUCUGUGUAGAAUAUAGCCAACUUUGCACUUUAGAAAUUUCUAAUCUUGCAAUUUCAGUACAAUACAAUGUGUUUGUAAAUAUUUCUUCCUGUCUUUUUAAUUUCGUUGCCCUGAUUUCCGUACUGUGGUAUUGGUACAAUUUUUAUGGGAAAUAUUACUAAAAUGCAUUUUUAAUUGUCUAUGUAUAAAAUAAACUUAUGAAGUGUAUCUCUAUCUUCAGUGCAGAGGGAACAUGAGACAGUAAUUCUUCUAUUUUCCAUGUCAUUUCAGAGAAGUUAAGUUCAUGGCUUAGGAUUUGCCUGGGGGAUCAUAUAUAAUAUUUUGUCUCGUCCCUAUGCCUAGCAUCUAAGCCCGAAGCUUCAGCAUUAACGUAAAUCCUGUUCAUGCUUAUUAUCCCUAAAAGUCUGUCUCUAAAGAUCAUUGUUGCCAAAUUAAAGCAGUGUGAGCUAGACUGUUUUGUGUGUGUGUGUGUCACACACACACACACAGACAGACAGACAGACUGGCCUGAUUAAGGGAGGAAUAAAACCCACUGAAAAUGACUGUCUGGCAUGGAAGACCCCUGUAGUGGGGGGGGUCUGUCUCUAGAUCCUGAGGGCGCAGCAUUGCGGCCCUUCCGCAGCAGAUCAUGGGUUUGCUCCAAUUGUUCCCCACUGGAGACGCUUUCAAAUUCCAACAAAUGUCACUCAGCAACUGAGGGGGCUCUUGAGCAGCUUUUCGUGUAGUAAGGCCCACCUUGUUUCGAGCUGGCAUCUGUGUGGGUUACAAACUAGUAUUUGAAGCAAGUGUAUACUCCGAUUAAUUAAUUGAAUGGAAUAAACCCUGGUGAGAUUGACCAAGCAGCCUUAUUUUAUGAAGACAGUCACCAUGCAGUCUUAGGUUUGAUAGUUUGAAAAUUUGUAUAUAACCAUCAGUUUCAGAAUACUAUUUAAAAUAAAAAUAAGCAAUCAA
Molecule: messenger RNA, 5921 nt
Organism: Dromaius novaehollandiae (emu)
Lineage: Eukaryota; Metazoa; Chordata; Aves; Casuariiformes; Dromaiidae
Gene: BROX
Product: BRO1 domain and CAAX motif containing
Exons: 13
Coding region: 293-1528 (411 amino acids)
Source: RefSeq, a predicted model, not a curated record